AUGCAACUGUUUGUCAAGACACUGAAUGGUAAAACCAUCACAUUGGAUGUCGAGUCCAAUGACUCGAUUGAAAAUGUGAAGAGUAAAAUCACAGAUAAUGAAGGAAUUCCUGCUGAUCAGCAGCGUUUAAUAAAUGCUGGAAAACAAUUGGAAGAUGGAGAAACAGUUUCAGAUUAUCACUUGCAAAAAGAUUCCACCAUUUAUCUCGUGUUGAGAUUGGGUGUAGGAGUUGGGCGAGAGAAAUAG
This is a messenger RNA of Naegleria lovaniensis, 246 nucleotides long. RefSeq lists its product as uncharacterized. Gene Ontology annotation, molecular function: ubiquitin protein ligase binding; protein tag activity. The record is from RefSeq and is a predicted model, not a curated record. Gene Ontology annotation, biological process: protein ubiquitination; modification-dependent protein catabolic process. Lineage: Eukaryota; Heterolobosea; Eutetramitea; Acrasida; Naegleriidae. The coding region runs from base 1 to 246 and encodes 81 amino acids. Gene Ontology annotation, cellular component: nucleus; cytoplasm. The transcript has a single exon.